AUGAGGCUGAUCCCCCGCAACAUCAACUGGGAGGAAAUCACCCCGUGGACCCUAGCAACCCAGGCCCGCUCCGUCAUCGCCGGCCUCCCCGACGCGAGCUUCUAUCUGGAGAACCCAUUCACCACCCCGUCCGGCGGCCUGUACUCGACCACCGACGACCUCGCGGCCUUCGGGGUCUCGAUCCUCAACCACACGCUGCUGUCCCCGAUCGCGACGCGGAAAUGGAUGAAACCCCACACGCACACCGCAAGCCUGGCCGGCUCGAUCGGGGCCCCCUGGGAGAUCGUGCGGGUCGUGAGCCCCACGACAGGCAGGGUGACCGACAUCUACACCAAGCUCGGCGACUCGGGCAACUACGGCGGCCUCGUGGCGCUGCUCCCGGACUUCGACGCCGGCUUCAGCCUCCUCGCCGCCUCCACGAGCGUGCAGCGCAGCUCCCUGACCAACCAGAUCCUGGAUUGGAUCACCCUGUCUAUGCUGCCGGCGCUGGAAUCGCAGGCGAGUUUCGAGGCCGUCCAGAACCUCGUCGGCACAUACGAGUCCGCCGAUCCGCGGGUCAAUUCCUCGGUGACGGUCGCGUGCAAUGCUCCCACCGGCACGACACAUUACUACCACGGUCUCAAGCUGACGAGGUGGAUAUCAAACGCCACGGACGUGCUCGCCUCGCCGUUUCUGGCCGGGUACGAGCCGCGAUUGCUGCUGAGUAGCCCGAAAUCCACGCCGCGUGGGUUAGCCGGGGAGGCUGCGUUUCAGGUCUCCAGGUUCCCGCAAACGUACAGCUACUUCGCGCCCGGUGCAGCGGAUCUCGGAUCGAUCGGUCCGUUCACGGGGCAGUAUGACACGAACCUGGACUUUUGGAGUACGGAUACGGUUUACUAUGGAGCUCAUGGGCUGGGCACGUUUGUGUUCACGGUGGAUGGGGAGGGGAAGGCGUCUGUCCUUGCCAGGGACUCGUUGACGUCAAGUGUGAUGUUACGAAUCUUGGUGGCUGCUGCGGAACAAGCAACCGUAAACGCCACGCCACUGAACAUGACAGGUCAAAGCGGUGCUAAAUAUAGCACGGUUGCUCGUGUGGCUCACGGCGUGCACUCCACUGUAGGUCGAUUACUCCACAGCAAACACCACGAGAGACCAUAUACGAUCAAGAUGUUCACGAUCCUCAGAGCCGGGGGCGAAAAGCAGGUCAAUGGCAACCAGCAGCAGUAA
Molecule: messenger RNA, 1206 nt
Organism: Aspergillus saccharolyticus JOP 1030-1
Lineage: Eukaryota; Fungi; Ascomycota; Eurotiomycetes; Eurotiales; Aspergillaceae
Exons: 5
Coding region: 1-1206 (401 amino acids)
Source: RefSeq, a predicted model, not a curated record